AGCUUGCAUGCCCACAAGACCUAACAGAGCAGAGCCCAGUCAUCCUCUGUGGUUCACAGGCCCAGAGAACCUCUUUGUGGCUGGCCACAGGACCUAGAACCAUAUCACACAUUUUCUGGGUUUCUCCCCGGGGCGUGGCAAUGCAGGUCACCAUGGGCCUGUUGUCCCCAUGGCGUUGGGUGUGUGAGAGGUGGGCCGCAGGUCUUCUAUCUUCUCAGACCUCCAUCACUACGGUUGUUUGGACUUGGAGCCUUCCCAGGCUUCAGGCCAGAGUCCAUCAAGAGCCUCCCUCAGGAGGAGGCAGGGUAGAAGGCUCAGUGAAUAAAGUGUUCCUAGCCUGAGAAUGCUCAGAAAAGGCGAAUGCUACCCACUGCUGGGGGUGGGGUCAGGGAUCCCAGAGGGCUCACUGGCUCGUCAGUCUCAUCAAAAUGGCAACUUCGGGUUCAAUGAGAGACCCUGUCUCAAAAAUGACAAAGGUGGUGGGCAACUGAGGAACGAUCCUGCUUUCGAGCUCAGGCUACACAUGUGCUUGCACCGGAGUGUGCCUGCACACACACACACACACAUGCAAGAAGGCCAGGGUGUCCUUUGGGGAACGGGAAGCCUGCUGUGGGGUAACAGUCACAAGGGAAUGACACAGGUCUGCUGCCUCUGAGCUGGCUUCGCCUCUUGCUACAUCCGUUUCCCCCAGUUCCCCACUCAGGCUGUUGUGCGGCUGCAACUUCCCGGUUUCCAGUCCCAGCCCAGCUGUGUGGCUCCUCUGACUCUGGGUGCUCCAUGGAUGCACACACUCUGGGAGGCUGGCUGCUGGCUUGGUGUUCAUGGUCGAAGGCACACUUCUACCUCAGUGCAUCCAUAACAGCUCUGUGGCCCUGUGGGUUUGCCCUCACUGAAGAGCACUGACCUGUGACCCCUGGGCUACUUGUAUGAGGGUCCUUCUCACACCAAGUCAGAUCAGACCUGUGACACACCUCUCUGUUUUCUGAGGAUGCCCACCUUGACUAACUCAGUUUCUGCGUAGCCCUAGGCUUCCGUUCUAUACUCCACACACACAUCAAGGCCCCUGUUUACUGUAUGGGGUCCAAGGAUCACCAGAGCUGAGGGGCCCCUUGUCCCUCUGGUCCCCAGUGGGUACAGUCCAGCCUGUCCAAAGUGCAGGCAGCUGGACAGUGCUGAAUCCCAGUUUCCAGACACUAGGACCUCAAGGCCAGGAGUCUCCUGGCCUCCUGGGUGUAAGUUCCUCAGCGGAGACUGGCCUGACAAACGCCCUGCUGCCAGCGGAGAGGUACCCAAAGAGUGGGGCAGCUCUGCCCCAGCCUUCCUGGGACCCUUAGACUGAGCUGGGUGAGGUGAGGUAGCAACAGAUCUUGGACUGUGUGUACUAGGACCCAUCAGGACAUAGCUCUUAAGAGAGAAGGGAAAGUGGCCUAUCCACCAAGGUCCUACCCCGCACCCCGGUUGUCGGUUAUCUCCCAGUCCCUGGAACUAAACGAUUCCAGGCCACCUAGAACCUUCUCAGUCGCCGCCUUCCUCCCAACCCCUCCUCCCAGAACUCGGCGGGACGGGACGGCAGUGGGCGGGGCCACCACAGACCACGCCCACUCCCUGCCUUUCGGAGCUGGAGUGAGCUGCUCCCGCCCGCUGGCAGGCUCAGAUCCUAAGCCGGAGCUGAGCGACGCGCCCACCAGGGCAGGGGCUGGGAGAAGAGGCGUGGGGCCGAAGGAAGGACCAAGAAAGGAGUGCAGGAGUGAAGCCGAAUUUCAGGGCGUCUGGGAAAGCCGGAGCUCAAGUGUUACAUGGUCAUGGGUUCCAUGUUCCGGAGUGAAGAGGUGGCCUUGGUCCAACUCCUGCUGCCCACAGCAGCUGCCUACACCUGCGUGAGCCAGCUGGGCGAGCUGGGCCUCGUGGAGUUCAGAGAUCUCAACGCAUCUGUGAGUGCCUUCCAGAGGCGCUUCGUGGCGGACGUCCGGCGCUGCGAGGAGCUGGAGAAGACCUUCACCUUCUUGCAGGAGGAAGUACAGCGGGCUGGUCUGGCACUGCCCCCAGCAGAGGGGGCACUGCCAGCACCACCUCCCCGAGAGCUGCUGCGCAUCCAGGAGGAGACCGACCGCCUGGCCCGGGAGCUUCGGGAUGUUCGAGGCAACCAGCAGGCGCUGCGGGCCCAGCUGCACCAGCUGCAGCUCCACUCAGCCGUGCUGGGCCAGAACCACAACCCCCCGAUGGCAGCUGACCACACUGAGGGACCCUCCUCUGAGAGAACACCCCUGCUUCCAGCUGCUCGGGGGCCACAUGCAGACCUGAAGGUCAACUUUGUGGCAGGUGCUGUGGAACCCUACAAGGCUGCUGCCCUGGAGCGCCUGCUCUGGAGAGCCUGCCGCGGCUUCCUCAUUGCCAGCUUUAAGGAGACAGAGGGGCAGCUGGAGGACCCUGUGACGGGUGAGCCUGCAACUUGGAUGACCUUUAUCAUCUCCUACUGGGGUGAGCAGAUCGGUCAGAAGAUUAGAAAGAUCACAGACUGCUUCCACUGCCAUGUCUUCCCUUACCUGGAGCAAGAGGAAGCCCGGCAUGCGGCCUUGCAGCAGCUGCAGCAGCAGAGCCAGGAGCUUCAGGAGGUCCUGGGGGAAACGGAGCGAUUCCUGAGCCAGGUGUUGGGCCGGGUGCAGCGGCUGCUGCCACCAGGGCAAGUGCAGAUCCGCAAGAUGAAGGCCGUGUACUUGGCCCUCAACCAGUGCAGUGUGAGCACCACACACAAGUGCCUCAUUGCGGAGGUCUGGUGUGCCACGCGGGACCUGCCCACCCUCCAGCAGGCGCUCCAGGAUGGCUCAAGUGAGGCAGGAGUGAGUGCUGUUGCUCAUCGUAUACCCUGCCGGGACAUGCCUCCAACCCUCAUCCGGACCAACCGCUUCACCGCCAGCUUCCAGGGCAUUGUGGAUGCCUAUGGUGUGGGCCGCUACCGAGAAGUCAACCCUGCUCCCUAUACCAUCAUUACCUUCCCCUUUCUCUUCGCCGUGAUGUUUGGCGACGUGGGUCACGGACUGCUCAUGUUUCUCUUUGCCCUGGCCAUGGUCCUCACUGAGAACCGGCCAGCCGUGAAAGCCGCACAAAAUGAGAUCUGGCAGACCUUCUUUGGGGGUCGCUACUUACUCCUGCUCAUGGGUCUGUUCUCCGUCUACACCGGCUUCAUCUACAAUGAAUGCUUCAGCCGUGCCGCAGCCAUUUUCCCCUCGGGGUGGAGUGUGGCCGCCAUGGCCAACCAGUCAGGCUGGAGUGACAAGUAUCUGUCCCAGCACCCCAUGCUCACCCUGAACCCCAACAUCACUGGUGUCUUCCUGGGACCUUAUCCCUUUGGCAUUGACCCGAUCUGGAGUCUGGCCACCAACCACCUGAGCUUCCUCAACUCCUUCAAGAUGAAGAUGUCUGUCAUCCUUGGGGUCACCCACAUGGCCUUUGGGGUAUUCCUCAGCAUCUUCAACCACAUGCACUUUGGCCAGGCACACCGGCUCCUGCUGGAGACCCUUCCUGAGCUCGUCUUCCUGCUGGGCCUCUUUGGCUACCUCGUGUUCCUCAUUGUCUACAAGUGGCUUCAGGAGUCAGCUGCCAGCGCCUCCACGGCUCCCAGUAUCCUCAUCCACUUUAUCAAUAUGUUCCUCUUUGCCCAAAGCCCCACCAAUCAGCCGCUCUUCCAUGGGCAGGAAGUGGUACAGUAUGCACUGGUGGUCCUGGCUUUGGCCACAGUUCCUGUCCUGCUGCUGGGCACACCCUUGUACCUGCUGCGGCAACACCGUCGCAGAAAUAUUCAGAGGAGGCCAGUGGGCCGACAGGUAGAGGACAAGGACAGUGACAAGCUUCUGGCCUCUUCUGAUGCUUCCACUCCGGAGAAUGGCUGGAGCCCUGAUGAAGAGAAGGCUGGGAUCCCAGGGGAUGAUGAGGAAGCGGAGUUUGUCCCCUCGGAGGUCUUCAUGCACCAGGCCAUCCACACCAUUGAGUUCUGCCUGGGCUGCAUCUCCAACACAGCCUCCUACUUGCGUCUCUGGGCCCUGAGCCUAGCCCAUGCCCAGCUCUCUGAGGUCCUGUGGGCCAUGGUGAUGCGCAUAGGCCUGGGCAUGGGCCGAGAGAUGGGUGUGGCAGCUGUGGUGCUGGUCCCUGUGUUCGCUGCCUUUGCUGUCAUGACUGUGGCCAUCUUGCUAGUGAUGGAGGGGCUCUCAGCCUUCCUGCAUGCCUUGCGGUUGCACUGGGUGGAGUUCCAGAACAAGUUCUACUCGGGUACCGGCUACAAGCUCAGCCCCUUCACCUUCGCUGUUGACAAUGAGUAGCAUCCAUUGUGAUCCUUGCCUCCCCCAAAUCGGGAAAGGAAUAAAGAACUGGCUGGCCCAGGAA
Molecule: messenger RNA, 4377 nt
Organism: Peromyscus californicus insignis
Lineage: Eukaryota; Metazoa; Chordata; Mammalia; Rodentia; Cricetidae
Gene: Tcirg1
Product: T cell immune regulator 1, ATPase H+ transporting V0 subunit a3
Exons: 21
Coding region: 1797-4313 (838 amino acids)
Biological process (GO): proton transmembrane transport; vacuolar acidification
Cellular component (GO): plasma membrane; vacuolar proton-transporting V-type ATPase complex; vacuolar proton-transporting V-type ATPase, V0 domain
Molecular function (GO): ATPase binding; proton-transporting ATPase activity, rotational mechanism
Source: RefSeq, a predicted model, not a curated record